UCGGGUGAUUUAAUAAUGGUUUAUCAUAGACAGCUCGCUACUUUCCUAUAUAAAUAAGCCCUAAUUCAAAGGGUUACAACUCUUGGUGACUCCAAUAUGGCCAGUAUAGUUGUAAUUUUAUUUUUGAUUUUCCUCGGUGCCCAUUUUCAAAUUUCUCAAUGUGAUGGGGAUAUUUUGAAGGCUGAACUUUUAUUACGACUGUCGGGUUGUCAUGAAAAAGAAGGUGUUUCAAUGGAAGUGGCUCUGGAGCACUCAUCAAUGGAUCUAAAUUUAACCCAUUAUCAUGAACUUGUUGAGAAGAAUCCUAAAAUUAAAUGUGUUAUGAGUUGUACGUUUAAAUUUAUGAAUUUAAUGGAUGGAUGUUCGGUCAUUUUGGACAGCAAAUUGAAACACCUUGUGAAUAAUGAAUCUGCCAAAAAAACCUUUAUAGCUUUGGAAAACUGUGAAAGUAGUAUAACAGAAACAGACCCUUGCGAAUGUGCCUAUCAAGUUGACACAUGUGUGAGGAAAGAGUUUAAAAAAGAAAAAGAAAACAAGGAAUAGUAAAUUUUUAUUUUAUUUUAUAAAUUUUAAGUAAUAUACUUUAAAUAAUAUUUUAAAUAAAUAAAUGCAAUAGUAAAAAACGA
Molecule: messenger RNA, 626 nt
Organism: Eupeodes corollae
Lineage: Eukaryota; Metazoa; Arthropoda; Insecta; Diptera; Syrphidae
Exons: 2
Coding region: 97-543 (148 amino acids)
Molecular function (GO): odorant binding
Source: RefSeq, a predicted model, not a curated record